ACACCUUCGGCAGCAGGAAGGAGGCAGCUUCUCGCAGGCGGCAGGGCGGGCGGCCGGGAUCAUGUCCACCACCACGUGCCAAGUGGUGGCGUUCCUCCUGUCCAUCCUGGGGCUGGCGGGCUGCAUCGCGGCCACCGGGAUGGACAUGUGGAGCACCCAGGACCUGUACGACAACCCCGUCACCUCCGUGUUCCAGUACGAAGGGCUCUGGAGGAGCUGCGUGAGGCAGAGCUCGGGGUUCACCGAAUGCAGGCCCUAUUUCACCAUCCUGGGCCUUCCAGCCAUGCUGCAGGCAGUGCGAGCCCUGAUGAUCGUAGGCAUCGUCCUGGGUGCUAUUGGCCUCCUGGUAUCCAUCUUUGCCCUGAAAUGCAUCCGCAUCGGCAGCAUGGAGGACUCUGCCAAAGCCAACAUGACGCUGACCUCUGGGAUCAUGUUCAUUGUCUCAGGUCUCUGUGCAAUUGCUGGAGUGUCUGUGUUUGCCAACAUGCUGGUGACUAACUUCUGGAUGUCCACAGCUAACAUGUACACCGGCAUGGGUGGGAUGGUGCAGACUGUUCAGACCAGGUACACAUUUGGUGCGGCUCUGUUCGUGGGCUGGGUCGCUGGAGGCCUCACACUAAUUGGGGGUGUGAUGAUGUGCAUCGCCUGCCGGGGCCUGGCACCGGAAGAAACCAACUACAAAGCCGUUUCUUAUCAUGCCUCGGGCCACAGUGUUGCCUACAAGCCUGGAGGCUUCAAGGCCAGCACUGGCUUUGGGUCCAACACCAAAAACAAGAAGAUAUACGAUGGGGGUGCCCGCACAGAGGACGAGGUACAAUCUUAUCCUUCCAAGCACGACUAUGUGUAAUACUCUAAGACCUCUCAGCACGGGCAGAAGAAACUCCCAGAGAGCUCACCCAAAAAACAAGGAGAUUCCAUCUUGAUUUCUUAUUGCUUUUGACUCACAGCUGGAAGUUAGAAAAGCCUUGAUUUCAUCUUUGGAGAGGCCAAAUGGUCUUAGCCUCAUGUCUCUGUCUCUAAAUAUUCCAUCAUAAAACAUCUGAGUUAUUUAUGAAUUAGAGGCUAUAGCUCACAUUUUCAAACCUCUAUUUCUUUUUUUAAAUAUAACUUUCUACUCUGAUGAGAGAAGGUGGUUUUAAUCUCUCUCUCACAUUUUGAUGAUUUAGACAGACUCCCCCUCUUCCUCCUAGUCAAUAAACCCAUUGAUGAUCUAUUUCCUAGCUUAUCCCCAAGAAAACUUUUGAAAGGAAAAAGAGUAGAUCCAAAGACAUUAUUUUCUGCUAUUUGACUUUUGUCUCCCUACCCCCAACUUGGCUAGUAAUAAACACUUACUGAAGAAGAAGCAAUAAGAGAAAGAUAUUUGUAAUCUCUCCAGCCCAUGAUCUUGGUUUUCUUACACUGUGAUCUUAAAAGUUACCAAACCAAAGUGAUUUUCAGUUGGAGGCAACCAAACCUUUCUACUGCUGUUGGCAUCUUCUUAUUCCAGCAAGACCAUUCUAGGAGUUUCCUGAGCUCUCCACUGCAGUCCUCUUUCUGUCGCGGGUCAGAAAUUGUCCCUAGAUGAAUGAGAAAAUUAUUUUUUUUAAGUCCUAAAUAUAGUAAAAAUAAAUAAUGUUUUAGUAAAAUGAUACACUAUCUCUGUGAAUUAGCCUCACCCCUACAUGUGGAUAGAAGGAAAUGAAAAAAAUAAUUGCUUCAACAUUGUCUAUAUGGUACUUUGUAAAGUCAUGCUUAAGUACAAAUUCCGUGAAAGGCUCACUGAUCCUAAUUCUUUCCCUUUGAGGUCUCUGUGGCUCUGAUUAUACAUGAUAAUAAGUGUAAGCCAUGUAAAAAAUAAUGUCUGGGCACAGUGGCUCACGCCUGUAAUCCUAGCACUUUGGGAGGCUGAGGAGGAAGGAUCACUUGAGCCCAGAAGUUCGAGACCAGCCUGGGCAACAUGGAGAAACCCUGUCUCUACAAAAUACAGAGAAAAAAUCAGCCAGUCAUGGUGGCAUACACCUGUAGUCCCAGCAUUCCGGGAGGCUGAGGUGGGAGGAUGACUUGAGCCUAGGGAGGUUGGGGCUGCAGUGAGCCAUGGUCACACCACUGCACUCCAGCCAGGUGACAUAGCGAGAUCCUGUCUAAAAAAUAAAAAAUAAAUAAUGGAACACAGCAAGUCCUAGGAAGUAGGUUAAAACCAAUUCUUUUAAAAAAAAAAAAAAAAAAAAAAAGUUGAGCCUGAAUUAAAUGUAAUGUUUCCAAGUGACACAUAUCCACAUUUGCAUGGUUACAAGCCACUGCCAGUUGGCAGUAGCACUUUCCUGGCACUGUGGUUGGUUUUGUUUUGUUUCGCUUUGUUUAGAGACGGGGUCUCACUUUCCAGGCUGGCCUCAAACUCCUGCACUCAAGCAAUUCUCCUACCCUGGCCUCCCAAGUAGCUGGGACUACAGGUGUGCGCCAUCACAACUGGCUGGUGGUCAGUUUUAUUACUCUGAGAGCUGUUCCCUUCUCUGAAUUCACCUAGAGUGGUUGGACCAUCAGAUGUUUGGGCAAAACUGAAAGCUCUUUGCAACCACACACCUUCCCUGAGCUUACAUCACUGCCCUUUGGAGCAGAAAGUCUAAAUUCCUUCCGGGACAGUAGAAUUCUAUCCCAGUACCAAACCCAGAUAGGCCCCCUAGGAAACUGAGGUAAAAGCAGUCUCUAAAAACUACCCACAGCAGCAUUGUUGCAGGGGAACUUGGCCAUUAGGUUAUUAUUUGAGAGUAAAGUCCUCACAUCAAUAGUACAUAUGAAAGUGACCUCCAAGGGGAUUGGUGAAUACUCAUAAGGAUCUUCAGGCUGAACAGACUAUGUCUGGGGAAAGAACGGAUUAUGCCCCAUUAAAUAAUAACAAGUUGUGUUCAAGAGUCAGAGCAGUGAGCUCAGAGGCCCUUCUCACUGAGACAGCAACAUUUAAACCAAACCAGAGGAAGUAUCUGUGGAACUCACUGCCUCAGUUUGGGUAAAGGUUGAGCAGACAAGUCAACUAAAGAAAAAAGAAAAGUAAGGAGGAGGGUUGGGCAAUCUAGAGCAUGGAGAUUGUUAAGUGCUCUCUGGAUCUGAGUUGAAGAGCAUCCAUUUGAGUUGAAGGCCACAGGGCACAAUGAGCUCUCCCUCCUACCACCAGAAAGUCCCUGGUCAGGUCUCAGGUAGUGCGGUGUGGCCCAGCUGGGUUUUUAAUUAGCGCAUUCUCUAUCCAACACUUAAUUGUUUGAAAGCCUCCAUAUAGUUAGAUUGUAAUUUUGCUGUUGUUGCUCUAUCUUAUUGUAUAUGCAUUGAGUAUUAACCUGAAUGUUUUGUUACUUAAGUAUUAAAAACACUGUUAUCCUACA
Molecule: messenger RNA, 3353 nt
Organism: Symphalangus syndactylus (siamang)
Lineage: Eukaryota; Metazoa; Chordata; Mammalia; Primates; Hylobatidae
Gene: CLDN18
Product: claudin 18
Cellular component (GO): membrane; bicellular tight junction
Molecular function (GO): structural molecule activity
Source: RefSeq, a predicted model, not a curated record